Messenger RNA from Salvelinus fontinalis (brook trout), 6069 nucleotides. RefSeq names its product inactive tyrosine-protein kinase transmembrane receptor ROR1-like. Lineage: Eukaryota; Metazoa; Chordata; Actinopteri; Salmoniformes; Salmonidae. Gene Ontology annotation, molecular function: ATP binding; protein binding; protein kinase activity. The record is from RefSeq and is a predicted model, not a curated record. The transcript is spliced from 13 exons. Gene Ontology annotation, biological process: cell surface receptor protein tyrosine kinase signaling pathway; multicellular organism development; positive regulation of kinase activity. Gene Ontology annotation, cellular component: signaling receptor complex. The coding region runs from base 194 to 3058 and encodes 954 amino acids.
UCCGGAGGAGAGCGAGAAGGAGAGAGGGAAAGAGAGAGAACUUCGGGCUUUACAUUACACACAGACACGGGAAAAGGACGACUGCGUGGGACAGUUGUUAUAUACAUUUUGUGUCUUUUAAUUUUUAAAUCAACGUUUACACGUGCGCUUACGGUUGUAGUGGAUGUAAAGGGAUUAGAAUAGAUUCGGGGGAAUGUAUCCUGAUCGGGCAACAGUGACCGACCGUCUUCCGAGAUGUCAACUCAACAUUCUCCGGGCCAUCAUGCUACUCCAAGCCGUUCUAGAGAUGACUGCAACCAGGUUUGAAGACCCUAGUGUGAUGGGCGCUUCCACUUGGAACAGCUCAGACCUGUUUCUUCGUCUGGAGGCUCCUAUGAACAACAUCACCACGUCUCUGGGCCAGACGGCAGAGCUGCUGUGUCGCGUUUCCGGUAACCCCCUUCCCACGGUGCGCUGGCUGAAGAACGACGCUCCCGUGGUCCAAGAGCCUCGCCGGAUCUCCUACCGGCCCACGCCCUACGGCUCCCGCCUCCGCAUCCGUAACUUGGACACCACAGACACCGGCUACUUCCAGUGUGUGGCCACCAACAGCUACGGCACCGUCUCCACCACCGGAGUACUCUUCGUCAAGUUUGAUCCACUCCUCACCCCUCUGCCAGGGAGACCCUCUGCGGAUGAUUUUGAUGAAGAGGGGUUUUGCCAGCCGUACAGGGGCGUAGCUUGUUCUCGCUUCAUAGGGAACCGCAGCAUCUUCGUCGACUCGCUGCAGAUGCAGGGCGAGAUCGAGACCCAGAUCACAGCCGCCUUCACUAUGAUCGGAACGUCCAACCACCUGUCGGACCGCUGCUCCCAGUUCGCCAUCCCGUCUCUGUGCCACUUUGCCUUCCCUACAUGUGACCGCAGCUCUGGGGUAGACAAGCCCAGGGACCUGUGUAAGGAUGAAUGUGAGAUCCUGGAGAAUGACCUGUGUAAGACCGAGUACAUCAUCGCCCGUUCCAACCCCAUCAUCCUGAAGAGACUGAAGCUGCCGAACUGUGAGGACCUGGCAGCACACGACAGCCCAGAGGCUGCUAUCUGUAUGAGGAUAGGGAUCCCCAUGGCUGAGCCCAUCAACAAGAACCACAAGUGUUUCAACAGCAGUGGUUCUGCCUACCGCGGGACGGUCAGUAAGACCAAGUCGGGUCGUCAGUGCCAGCCCUGGAACUCUCAGUAUCCUCACAGCCACACCUACCUGGCGUUGCGCUACCCAGAGCUCAGCGGAGGCCACUCUUACUGCCGUAACCCCGGCAACAAGCAGGAGGGACCAUGGUGUUUCACCCUGGACGAGGGAGUCCGCAUGGAGCUCUGUGACAUCUCCGUCUGCGAUUAUAAGGAGAACCGUGGGGGCAGUAACAUGGAGAUUCUUUACAUCCUGGUCCCGAGCGUAGCCAUCCCUCUGGCCAUCGCCCUCCUCUUCUUCUUCAUCUGUGUGUGUCGUAACAACCAGAAGGCUGCCCGACCCCCAGCGCCCAGACAGCCCAAACCUGUCAGAGGACAGAACGUAGAGAUGUCCAUGCUCACCAACUACAAACCCAAGAGUAAGGCCAAGGAGCUCCCCCUCUCUGCGGUGCGGUUCAUGGAGGAGCUCGGUGAAUGUGGAUUUGGUAAGAUCUACAAGGGCCACCUGUACCUGCCUGGUAUGGAGCAAGCCCAGCUGGUUGCCAUCAAGACCCUGAAGGACUACUCCAGCCCUGGCCAGUGGGGUGAAUUCCAACAGGAAGCGUCGGUCAUGGCUGAGCUUCACCAUCCCAACGUGGUGUGUCUGCUGGGUGUAGUGACCCAGGAACAGCCUGUCUGCCUGCUGUUUGAGUUCCUAAACCAAGGGGACCUCCAUGAGUUCCUCAUCAUGCGCUCUCCUCACUCUGACGUGGGCUGUAGUAGCGACGAGGACGGGACUGUCAAGUCCAGCCUGGACCACGGAGACUUCUUGCACCUGGCCUUACAGGUGGCUGCUGGGAUGGAGUACCUGGCCAGUCACUUCUUCGUCCAUAAGGACCUGGCGGCCCGUAACAUCCUGGUGGGAGAACAGCUCCACGUCAAGAUCUCUGACCUGGGCCUGUCCAGAGAGAUCUACACCUCAGACUACUACAGGGUCCAGCCCAAGGCUUUGCUCCCUAUCCGCUGGAUGCCUCCAGAGUCCAUUGCCUAUGGGAAGUUCACGUCGGAGUCAGACAUCUGGGCGUUUGGCGUGGUGCUGUGGGAGAUCUUCAGCUACGGCCUGCAGCCCUACUACGGCUUCAGUAACCAGGAGGUCAUGGAGAUGGUGAGGAAACGUCAGCUGCUGCCCUGCCCAGAGGACUGCCCCCCCAGGGUCUUCGGCCUGAUGACAGAGUGCUGGCAGGAGGGCCCGGCGAGAAGACCACGUUUCAAAGAUAUCCAUGGUCGUCUGAGGGCCUGGGAGGGGCUGUCAUCCCACGCUAGUUCUAGUACCCCAUCAGGAGGCGGGGGCAACGCCACAACUCAGACCACCUCGUUGAGCGCCAGUCCGGUCAGUAACCUUAGCAACCCGCGCUAUGCCGCCGCUGCAGGCUACCUCUACCCAGCCCAGGGGAUGCCUGCGCAAGGUCAUCCAGGCCACCAGAUGGCAGGCUGGACCCCUAUGACCCAUGGAGCGCCCAUGGCCCAGAACCAACACCAACGCUUCAUCCCUGUCAACGGGUACCCCAUCCCCCCAGGAUACGCUGCCUUCCCUGCGGCCCACUUUCAGGCCCAGGGCCCCCCCAGGGUGGUGCAGCACCUCCCCCCGCCCAAGAGCAGAUCUCCCAGCAGCGCUAGCGGCUCCACCAGCACCGGUCACGUGACAAGCGUGCCCUCCACGGGGUCCAAUCAGGAUGCGAACACGCCGCUGCUGUCACACUGCGUGGCAAUAUCCGCCCUGCCAGGGGGCGGGACCAUGCAGGUGUACGGACACAUGUCCCAGAAGGCUUUGCAGCAGAUGGACCCCUCACAGACGUCCGCGCUGCUGGCCGACGCCAACAGACUCAUGUAUAGCGAAUCGGUCAUCACUGCAGACCUGUAAAUACACUACAUACCUGUACUAUAUAUCACCUGGUUGAUUUUAUGUUUUUGUUUCGUUUUUUUUUUGUACGAAAGUUAUUAUAAUAAUUGUUUCAACUUUCUACUUUACUUGUAAAUACGUGUACGUAAAUCCUGAAUGAACGAGAUGCAAAGAUUUAUAUUCAAAAGAACCAAAAAGAGACAGCAAGCGUGUCCUGCCCCCUAUUCUGAAACUCAAACUGCCUUGAUAGGUUUUUUUUAGUGAUGCUACUCCGUUUGCCUGCCUGGACCCCGGGAUUUAUAAGCUCAAGAGAAGGUCAACAAUAACACACCUGUCAAUAUAAUGACUCCAUCACUCGGGCAUCAUUGUGAAUAACCUCCCAUUGAGGUCAGUAAAUCUUCCAAGACUCCCGUUGACGUCAGAAUGAUUUCCGCGGAGGUCUGAGCUGCACGGAGCCCUUCUGGUAGCUACAAGAUGUACUGCAGCAUGGUGUGCUGUUGGUUGGACUGGAGGGACCAUGUACUGCAGCCAAUGCCAGGUGUGCUGUUGGUUGGACUGGAGGAGCCCUGUAUUGAAGCAGCGGGAGUCCCCGGUUGUGUUGUCAGUUGGACUGUGUAUUCAGUUGAGCCUGUGUCAGCAAAUCUGCCUGGCUGGCAUCCCUACAGUGCACCUCUCCUCCAGGAGGCUAAGCCCCCCCUCUAGGGAUAUGUGAACUUCAAAGACUUCUGAUUUGACUUCAAAGCGGCCCGUGGAGAAGGAACGAGGCCCUACCUACGCAACGCUAUGCAAUAACAUAGCGCUCAUACCCUCUGCUUCACUCUCCACAGAUGUGUGCCUCCACAGAUGUGUGCCUCCACAGAUGUGUGCCUCCACAGAUGUGUGCCUCCACAGAUAUGUGCCUCCACUAGACUCUCUCUCGUUCUCAAUACAGGGUUCUGUCAACUCGUAUGCAAUGAUAUACUGUAGCUACUAGGAUCGAAUCAGAACAGUGUUUAAACCAGCCGUACUUCUCUCGCCAGUCUGUGUCCAUGUCUGUCCUCCUCUUUCUUAUCAUCUCAUAUCUGCUACAAUCAGCUAUGCAAUGUGGCUCUUACAUUGGCUAUGCAGACUUUGAUGGAUAAUUCUAUUGUCUGUUUGAUGAUAUAUAGAAGUGGGACUAACAAAUGUAUGCUGAUCAUUACAACUUCUUUGUCAAAAACAAUUCAUGAUAUAAAAAAAGUAUGUUCCACUAUAGACUGAAUGAAUGAUGAAAGGCUUUUGAUAAAAUACGGGGGGGUGAAUGAGAAAUCCUUCCACAUUUUAGCACACAGCUCACAGAAGCAGCUACAAUACAGUAUAUUUCACCUCAGUUGAAUGUGUUUGUUGCUAUGCAACUGUUUAGUUUAAAAGACGCACCCUUUGCCCGUACAGAAAGAGGACAAUCAUCGGUUUACCCUUGGUAGCACUUGCCUUCCAUGUUAACUUUGGUAUAAUACACAUGUCUGUAAUGUUAAGUGCAUCCUUAUAUUUCAUCAAGUUACAAAGUCUACUAUCCUGACAUUUUCUGUGAUGUGUCAAUUAGUCCGAUACUGUCGAGAGGUACAAACCUGCUCUUUAGAUGAAGGUUUUGGUUUGUUUAAAUUCCACAUAUCUUUUUUUUUUUUUUUCUAAAGCAGGUUUACCUUCCUAGGUAUCUGGAGUUUUAUACAGGUAUCUUUUGAUAAAUGUAUAUGAAUUUAAGUGCAUAUAUACCAGUUCAAAACCACUUAAACACAAGACUGUGAAUCUUGGGACUGGCUAUUUUGUGUAGUUAAAAAAAAAAAAAUGUUUAGAUCCGUUUCUUUUUCUAAGACAGUCUUUUCACAAAACUUUUUUAGAUCGCAGUAUUACAGUGUAUUCAUAAGAAAGGUUUACAUGCAGAAUAUUCUAUUGACCAAGAGGCCUUGUCUUUGUGUUUGUCGGAAGAUUUUUGCACAGAUGUUUUGUAUGGCAAAAUAUAAUUAAAUAAUUCAAUGUUUUUGUCAUAUUGGGUCGUAUCAUUAUUCCUGGAAAAGCCUAUGUUAGUAUCUAUGAAUUGUUACAUUUUGCAGGCUCUGGAUAGUAGUUUGUUGUGUUGAUAGAUAUUCCAGAACAUUCUGGUUGAACAAUGUUGUGUUGACUAUAUAGGACCACAAGGGAGCAGCAAUUGCUUAAUCUGUAUCCCCAGCAUUGGUAACCAUAAUGUCCAAACCAUAUUUGUUUCAAAACCAUCUUUGACCACACGAUGGUGCAAUUCAGCUUUUUGUCAUAAUAGCGUUUGUCCAGUAUUAGUUUGUGAGUCUCAGCUCACGUCACUUGAAAUACAUUUGAAUGGUAAGAUAGUUCAAAUGAAUACUUGUAUAUGUUUUUUGAAAAAAAAUACCCUUGCUCGCAUUAUCCGGGUGUGUGUGUUUCUGUGAAUGUGUGUGGUAUCUUGGUGUGUGUGAGUUUAACUUCAAUCCUGGCUGGAAUCACUUUCUGUAAAAAGGACAAGGAGUGUGUGUGUUUUGCCAAGGAAAAGGGAGAGUAAUGGUGCACAUAUGGAGAGAUGAUUAGAUGAACACACUCCUGGCAGGGAGAGCUGGUCCUCAUGAAGUGUGUGUGUGCGUGAGUGAGUGUGAUGUGGGGAAUGUUUUUAAUCAGGACUAUGUCCAGCUCCAACUGUUCCCAUUUGGAGCAAUCACGGAAUUCUCUGUUAUGAUUCUGGAAUGUUGCACGCUCUCAACCAGUUUCUUCACCACUGCUCUCUUAAAGUAAACUCAGAGAGCAGUGAACGAGAAACGGCCCAAAUCUGGUGCAGUCCAUGAGGAGGAGAUGCACUGCAGUACUUAAUGCAGCUGGUGGCCACACCAGAAAGUGACUGUUACUUUUGAUUUUGACCCCCCCUUUGUUCAGGGACACAUUAUUCCAUUUCUGUUAGUCACAUGUCUGUGGAACUAAACGUUCAGUUUAUGUUUCAGUUGUUGAAUCUUGUUAUGUUCAUACAAAUAUUUACACGUGUUAAGUUUGCUGAAAAUAAACGCAGUUGACAGUGA